GAGGGAGGGGGGAGAGAGAGAGCGAGAGCGAGAAAUGCAGAGGCAGCAGCCGCGGUAGCGGCGGCAGUGCUCCAGCAGCAGCGCGAGGCACUCCGCGCCCGGCGAGCGAGCGGCAGCCGCAGCGCACAGCGGCUCCGGGCUGCGCGGGGCGGGCGACAGCGCGGCACAGGCACAGAGAGCGGCAGCGGCAGCACGCGGGAGCUCCAACAUGGGAGGCAAACUGAGCAAGAAGAAGAAGGGGUACAGUGUCAAUGAUGAAAAAGCUAAAGACAAAGACAAGAAGGCUGAAGGAGCAGCAACUGAGGAAGAGGAGACUCCAAAGGAGGCUGAGGAUGCCCAACAAACCACAGAGACCACAGAAGUGAAGGAGAACAACAAAGAGGAGAAGGUCGAGAAGGAUGCUCAGGUCGCUGCCAAUAAGACAGAAGAAAAAGAAGGGGAGAAAGAGAAAACAGUGACCCAAGAAGAAGCCCAGAAAGCAGAACCAGAGAAGUCAGAGGCUGUUGUUGAUGCGAAAGUAGAGCCACAGAAGAACAACGAACAGGCACCCAAGCAAGAGGAGCCAGCUGCAGCCUCUGCUCCUGCUGCCAGUAGCGAAGCACCCAAAACUUCUGAGCCUAGCAGCGAUGCAAAAGCUUCCCAGCCUUCAGAAGCCACAGCUCCCAGCAAAGCAGAUGACAAGAGCAAAGAGGAAGGGGAAGCCAAAAAGACUGAGGCUCCCGCAACGCCUGCAGCCCAAGAAACUAAAAGCGAAGUGGCCCCAGCUUCAGACUCAAAACCUAGCAGCAGCGAGGCUGCACCUUCUUCCAAGGAGACCGUAGCAGCCACAGCAGCACCUAGUUCCACUGCCAAGGCCUCGGACCCAUCAGCCCCACCAGAGGAAGCGAAACCUUCUGAAGCCCCAGCGACUAAUUCGGAUCAAACCAUAGCAGUGCAAGAUUAAAUUGGACAGCCUGUUGAAACAACCACUUAAAACAACCUGUGUCUUUUUUUUAUUUUUUCAGCUAUACUAACUCGUUUCAGAUCUGAAAUAACAAAAAGUAUUGCCCAGAAAGAGAAGGAAAAAAAGGAAAAAAAUGAAAAGGAUGUCCCAUCAAGUUGGGAGGGAGGGAGGGGGGAGAAUCCAAAUAGUAUUUUUGUGGGGAAAUAUCUAAUAUACUUUCUGCCAACUUGACACAAGUCCUGGAUUAAAAAAAAAAAAAAAAAA
Molecule: messenger RNA, 1207 nt
Organism: Phasianus colchicus (ring-necked pheasant)
Lineage: Eukaryota; Metazoa; Chordata; Aves; Galliformes; Phasianidae
Gene: BASP1
Product: brain abundant membrane attached signal protein 1
Biological process (GO): negative regulation of DNA-templated transcription
Cellular component (GO): cytoplasm; nucleus
Molecular function (GO): transcription cis-regulatory region binding; transcription corepressor activity
Source: RefSeq, a predicted model, not a curated record